Messenger RNA from Psammomys obesus (fat sand rat), 3786 nucleotides. RefSeq names its product GNAS complex locus (gene Gnas). Bases 16 to 3408 code for a protein of 1130 amino acids. Gene Ontology annotation, cellular component: heterotrimeric G-protein complex. Gene Ontology annotation, biological process: adenylate cyclase-activating dopamine receptor signaling pathway; sensory perception of chemical stimulus. The transcript is spliced from 15 exons. The record is from RefSeq and is a predicted model, not a curated record. Gene Ontology annotation, molecular function: ionotropic glutamate receptor binding; GTP binding; D1 dopamine receptor binding. Lineage: Eukaryota; Metazoa; Chordata; Mammalia; Rodentia; Muridae.
AACCGCCACCGUGUUAUGGGCGUGCGCAACCGCCUCCACGGCAAUAAUAUGUCAGGACAACACGAUAUCCCCCCUGAGGUCGGGGAGCAGCCCGAGCAGGAACCUCUGGAGGCCGCAGGGGCAGCUGCCGCCGGUGCUGGGCCUGGCCCAGCCGAAGAAAUGGAGACCGAACCGUCCGACAAUGAGCCCAUCGCCGACGAGGCUGGCCUUGAGGUCCCUGGACCCCCUGAGGUCUCCAGAUCUGACCUCCAGAGCCUCGGUCAGGCCUUCGAGGAAGUCCGAGUGGGUGGAGACUACAGCCCACCUCCGGAGGAAGCCAUGCCAUUCGACACCCAACAGCCCAGCCUCGGAGAUUUCUGGCCCACCCUGGGGCAGCCUAGAACAUCUGGGACCCCAUCGGGCCCCCAAGCCUUCAAUCCAGCGCUUUUGGAGCCCGGGACCCCCGGUGGUCCCAACCCGAGCCUGGGAGCCUACAGCCCCCCACCGGAAGAAGCUAUGCCAUUUGAGUUCAAUGAGCCUGCCCGGGGAGACUGGGCCCCGCCUCCCCUGCGCGGCCCGGACCUUGCUCCAGGAGGUCCAGAGGAAGGGGCCGCCGGAGGUUUUGCCGCGGAGCCCGGGAACCUCAGAUCUGAAAACGCUGGCCUCCGAGACGACUACAGCCCUCCACCUGAAGAAUCCGUGCCGUACGGGUUGGACGGAGAAGGAUCUGGGAGCGAUAGCCCACCCCCGGGGCUCCCGCGACUCAUCCCGCCAAUCCGCCCUGGCGGCGAGUUCCCGACAGCCGCGGUCCCGAGUGCGCUCUGCCUCGCUCCCGCCGAGAACGCGCCUCCCCUCUGGGUCCAAGGCGCCAUUGGCAGACCAUUCGGCGAGGCUGUCAGAGCUGCGCCCAACUUCGCCUGCGACAUCCCCCCGUUGGAGAUCUCCAGACCCCUGCUGGAGAUUGGCAGAGCCUCCAUUGGGGUCGGCGACGACACCGCUGUCAAUAUGGACGGCCCCCCAAUCGCAAGUGAUGGCCCGCCCAUCGAAGUCUCUGGAGCCCCAGAUAAGAGCGAGCGCGCAGAGAGACCCCCAGUUGAGCGAGAAGCAGCCGAGAUGGAAGGAAGCCUUGCCACCGCAGCUGCGGUGGAAGGAAAAGUCCCCUCUCCGGAGCCAGGGGACGGAGGCUCCGCGCAGCCAGGAGCCAUGGAUGCCGGGCCAGCCCCCGCUGCCCAAGCCGUCGCCACCGAGCCUGACGCCGGAGGAGCUCCUCCAGCCCCAGCGGCACCCGCGGAUCUCCCGACCGAACCUGAAGAAGUCGGAGCAGCCCUGGCCAUCCGAGCAGAGCCUGACGGAGGUGCAGCCCCGGCCGUCGCCCCAGCCGCCCCUGCCGAGCCCGAAGGCGCCGGAGAGCCAGCCGCCGCCGAGCCAGCCUCCGAGGCAGUCCCUGCCACCAAGGCCGAGCCUGCCUCCGGGGCAGCCCCCGUCACCCAGGUGGAGCCCGCGGCCGCGGCAGUCUCUGCCACCCCGGCGGAGCCUGCCGCCCGGGCAGCCCCCGGUGCCCCAGCGAUGCCAGCCUCCGCUAGGGCAGCUGCCGCUAGGGCAGCCUAUGCAGGUCCUCUGGUCUGGGGAGCCAGGUCACUCUCUGCUACUCCCGCCGCCCGGGCAUCCCUUCCUGCCCGCGCAGCUGCCGCCGCCCGCGCAGCCUCUGCCGCCCGGGCAGUCGCUGCCGGCCGGUCAGCCUCUGCUGCCCCAAGCCGAGCCCAUCUUAGACCCCCCAGCCCAGAGAUCCAGGUUGCUGAGCCGCCUACUCCGCGGCCUGCUCCGCGCCCGGCUGCCUGGCCUGACAAGUACGAACGUGGCCGAAGCUGCUGCAGGUACGAGGAGGCGUCGUCCGUCAUCUGCGAGAUCGACUCCUCUAGCGAUGAGUCGGAAGAAGGGGCCACCGGCUGCUUCCAGUGGCUUCUGCGGCGCAACCGCCGCCCCGGCCAGCCCCGGAGGAGCCACUCGGUCGGGUGCAACCCAGUCCGCAAGUUCUUCGCCAGAACCUUCGGAAGCUGCUUCGGUCUCUCCGAGACCCGCUCACGAUCCCUCAGCCCCCGGAGGGCCCAGGAGCUCAUGGAGGAGAGGCGCAAACAGAUGCGCAAAGAAGCCAUUGAGAUGCGAGAGCAGAAGCGCGCAGACAAGAAACGCAGCAAGCUCAUCGACAAGCAACUGGAGGAGGAGAAGAUGGACUACAUGUGUACACACCGCCUGCUGCUUCUAGGGAGAAAAGUGGUGCCGAGCGACACUGAGGGUCGUUACCGGCCGGAGGCCAGCGCCAGCGCCAGCGAUCGAAAAAGGAAGAUUGUUGGAAAGUCCUGCGGCAGGAAAGCCGGCAACAAUAGUGCUGGAGAGUCUGGCAAAAGCACCAUUGUGAAGCAGAUGAGGAUCCUGCAUGUUAAUGGGUUUAACGGAGAGGGCGGCGAAGAGGACCCGCAGGCUGCAAGGAGCAACAGCGAUGGUGAGAAGGCCACCAAGGUGCAGGACAUCAAAAACAACCUGAAGGAGGCCAUUGAAACCAUCGUGGCCGCCAUGAGCAACCUGGUGCCCCCUGUGGAGCUGGCCAACCCUGAGAACCAGUUCAGAGUGGACUACAUUCUGAGCGUGAUGAACGUGCCGAACUUUGAUUUCCCACCUGAGUUCUAUGAGCAUGCCAAGGCUCUGUGGGAGGAUGAGGGGGUUCGCGCCUGCUACGAGCGCUCCAAUGAGUACCAGCUGAUUGACUGUGCCCAGUACUUCCUGGACAAGAUUGAUGUGAUCAAGCAGGCCGACUAUGUGCCAAGCGACCAGGACCUGCUCCGCUGCCGCGUCCUGACCUCUGGAAUCUUUGAGACCAAGUUCCAGGUGGACAAAGUCAACUUCCACAUGUUCGAUGUGGGCGGCCAGCGCGACGAGCGCCGCAAGUGGAUCCAGUGCUUCAAUGACGUGACUGCCAUCAUCUUCGUGGUGGCCAGCAGCAGCUACAACAUGGUCAUUCGGGAGGACAACCAGACCAACCGCCUGCAGGAGGCUCUGAACCUCUUCAAGAGCAUCUGGAACAACAGAUGGCUGCGCACCAUCUCUGUGAUCCUCUUCCUCAACAAGCAAGACCUGCUUGCUGAGAAGGUCCUCGCUGGGAAAUCGAAGAUUGAGGACUACUUUCCAGAGUUCGCUCGCUACACUACUCCUGAGGAUGCGACUCCCGAGCCCGGAGAGGACCCACGCGUGACCCGGGCCAAGUACUUCAUCCGGGAUGAGUUUCUGAGAAUCAGCACCGCUAGUGGAGAUGGGCGCCACUACUGUUACCCUCACUUCACCUGCGCCGUGGACACUGAGAACAUCCGCCGUGUCUUCAACGACUGCCGCGACAUCAUCCAGCGCAUGCACCUCCGCCAAUACGAGCUGCUCUAAGAAGGGAACACCCAAAUUUAAUUCAGCCUUAAGCACAAUUAACUAAGAGUGAAACGUAAUUGUACAAGCAGUUGAUCACCCACCAUAGGGCAUGAUUAACAACGCAACCUUUCCUCUUCCCCGAGUGAUUCUGAAAAAAAACCCUUCUUCCCUUCAGCUUGCUUAGAUGUUCCAAAUUUAGUAAAGCUUAAGGCGGCCUACAGACGAAAAAGAAAAAGAAAAUAGGCCACAAAAGUUCCCUCUCUCUUUCAGUAAGUAAAAUAAAAGCAGCAACAAACAGAAAUAAAUGAAAUAAAUGAAAUAAAUGAAAAACAAAAUGAAAUGAAUAUUGUGUUGUGCAGCAUUAAAAAAUCAAAAUAAAAAUUAAAUGUGAGCAAA